Pollicipes pollicipes is the source of this 760-nucleotide messenger RNA. RefSeq lists its product as uncharacterized. Lineage: Eukaryota; Metazoa; Arthropoda; Thecostraca; Pollicipedomorpha; Pollicipedidae. Bases 1 to 645 code for a protein of 214 amino acids. The record is from RefSeq and is a predicted model, not a curated record. The transcript has 4 exons.
AUGGGAGCCGCCGGUUCAACCGCUGCGCCGCUACUGGAGGUCCUGCUGCGCCGCAAGGAGGCGCCACUUAUGUUGGCCGCUGCCGGUGGGCAGCCGGACCCGGCCACUGCCGGCUUCGUGGCCGAGCUGGGUGAGCUGAGCCUGCGCUCGCCGCUGAGCGUCGCCCUCUGGCGGGCGGCCGCUGGAGCCGACUCGCCGCCGGCGCUGCGGGCCCGGCUGCGGCCGAGCCUCCUGGCGGCCUAUCUGCACAGCACAGCUUCCGACCCCUGCCACCAUCACUGGCUGACCGGCGAGGCUGAGAAGGAGGAGGAGCAACAGCAGCAGCAGCAGCAGCAGACUGGCGUACAACAGGUGAACCGGCGCCUGUACUCGGCCGAGCUGACGCACGUGGUGACGGCCGACCUCUGGGACCCGGAGGCCGAAUCGCUGCUGGACUCGGUGGCCAUCGGCCGCGUGGCGCAGCGCUGCCAGCAGAUGGCGACGCUGCGCCGGCUGCUCUGGACCAACGGCGCGGACCUGGCCGACGCCCGCUUCUGUCCAAGACGCUGCCACCGGGCCCUGGGGCCUGAGCUGUUGGCAACAGUUCUCGGAGGCGCUGCUCGCCGUCGGCCGGCCCCAUGGCGACGUCACCUCCACGCUCAGUGACGUCAUUCCCGUACUGGUGACGGCACAGUGUCUGAGCGGCGAGCAGGCGGCCUGGCUGGCGGAGAGCGCCGCCGUCGUGCGUGACGUCACCGAUGAUCCAGUGGACAUUGGGCGA